AUGCCUCGCCCACACAUCCCUCACCACUUGUCAUUGCACCGCGUGAAGAGUGAUAGUUACCAUUCCAAUGUGCAGCCCAGCUCGGCUCCAUCGACGCCACCCACACGCAGCAGGAAUGUCAGUCCGACACGAAGUCUCACCGGCGUAGAGAAGGACAACAUGGCCAGGCGAAAAGAUGCGCCGGCUCCGGUAAGUAGUAAUGAGCGAGGUGACCAUAAAGGUAUGGGUUUGAGCUGCAGAGUCCAUGUCAUGCGAGCCCGCAAUCUGGCGCCCAAGGACAAGAGUGGUACCUCGGACCCUUUCCUUGUCCUCACCCUAGGGGAGGCGAAGGAGGCAACGAGUGUGAUCAGCAAGACAUUGAACCCCGAGUGGAACCAGACGUUCGAGUUUCCAGUGACUGAGGCGGAUAGUGCGUUGCUUGAAGCGGUGUGCUGGGACAAGGAUCGCUUCAAGAAGGACUACAUGGGCGAGUUCGAUGUCAUGUUGGACGACAUCUUCAGUUCUGGCAAUACUACGCCUGAUGCGAGAUGGUUCAAGCUCGAAAGCCGAAGAAGUGGACGCCGCAAAAAGAAGGAUGACAAUGUCACCGGCGAGGUUCAACUCAAGUUCACGCUCUUCGAUCCUCUCAACACCGCAGCAACUCCGCAGCACGUGCUACAAAAGUUCCACGGCGUCAUAGCAGACACUGGCAUUGAUGGCGAGGAUGAAGAUGAUGACAACGACGACGAGCUUCUCAACAAGCUCAACAGCCGAGAUCUCGACGACGUGUACGAGGAGGAAGCAAAUGCUGACGACCAGGAUGCGCUGGAUGAGACGGCUGACGAUGGCGUACGAACACCGGGCGAUCGCCAGACCAUUGAAUCGGCUGAGAAGCAGAAGCGGCGGCGGAUGGAGAAAAUCAAGCUCAAGCGGAAGAGCAAGCUCAAAACGUAUGAGUUCACAGGAGGCUCUGAUGUCGCUGGCGUUCUGUUCCUCGAGAUCAAUCGUAUCACGGACUUGCCACCUGAGCGCAACAUGACCCGUACAGGCUUCGAUAUGGACCCAUUCGUGGUAACCUCGCUCGGUAAGAAGACCUACCGCACGCGAGUUGUCAACCAUAAUCUUAACCCGGUAUACGACGAGAAGCUGGUGUUCCAGGUCUCGAAGCACGAGCUGAAUUACAGUCUCUCAUUUGCUGUUGUAGAUCGUGACAAGUUCACUGGCAACGACUUUGUCGGCACAGCCAUGUUCCCGGUAGAGAAGGUGCGCUCGCUUGCGCCUGUAGCGGACGAGCAGACCGGGCUAUACAAGCUGCCAGAUCCGGACGCAGUAACGGAUGCGGAGACCAGGCGUCGCAAAUGGCGUGUGUCAAUGUCAAGGAGCACGUCGCAGACCAACAUUGGUCGGCUUAGUCGAAAUAACUCUGGGACGAACCUAAACAAGCUUACGAGGACAACGUCCAACACGAGCCUCAGCAACAUGGCCGUCGCCGCCGGUGUCUCCCCGAACAAGCCGAGUCUGCGUAGGCAGGGCAGCAGCGACGGCGAUACCAUAGAGAGACAGCAGCGUCCAGCACCGACAAGCUACCCCUCCCAGGCACCGAGUGUAAAAGCGAACGGGACGGGCUCCGCUCACGACAACGCCGAUAGCGGGACUGGUGAUGAGACCGGCCUUUACACCUAUGACUUACCACUAGAGCUGAAGAACAAGUCACGGUGGGAGGAUAAGCACAACCCUGUCUUGCAGAUUCGCGCCAAGUACCUACCAUACAACGCGCUUCGGCAGCAGUUCUGGCGUGUGAUGCUGCGACAGUACGAUGCAGAUGAAAGUGGCAAGAUUGACAGAGUCGAACUCGUGACAAUGCUAGACACUCUCGGUAGCACUCUACACAACAGUACGAUCGACGGCUUCUUCAAGCGCUUCAGGAGUGAGAACGGCGGCGAGGAGAUUCUAACAAUGGAUCAAGCCGUGCUAUGCUUAGAGGAGCAGCUGAGGAAGACAUCGCAUCAUCACAGCUACAUGAGUUCACCACAGUGGAGGAAGCAUUCUGGAAGCGACCCGCGCACUUCGUCUGCACGCUUCGGAAUGCUUGACGGCAGCUCGCCGGAGACAUCGCCUCCGGGUGGUACACCAUACUUGGCCGGUCUCGACAGGACACCGAGCAACUUCUCCACCAGCACCAGCCAGAUACCUACGUUGGAAGUCUCUGACCUUAGUGAAGCCGGUGAAAGAGGUGACAGAUUACCGGGCAAUGACUUAGCUGAUGCCAAUGCUACACAAGGCUCGUCACCGGACUUGAAUCCCAUGGCGUCGCCGGAUCUCAUGGCACAGGAUGCGGAUGAAUUCGACGCCACUUCCAACGAGGAGCAUGUCGUUGAGAUCCACGAGUGUCCUAUUUGCCACCUUCCACGGUUAUCAAGAGGCAGAAGGACAACCGAUGCAGAUAUCAUCACACAUAUAGCGACUUGUGCGAGCAGUGACUGGCGAGCGGUCAACAAUUUGGUGAUGGCGGGCUUCGUCUCGAGCAGUCAGGCGCAGCGGAAGUGGUACACGAAGGUGCUUACCAAGGUCGGCUAUGGUGGGUACCGUCUCGGCGCAAACUCCGCAAACAUUCUCGUUCAAGAUCGCUUGACCGGCUUGAUCAAUGAGGAGCGUAUGAGUGUCUAUGUCAGGCUUGGCAUACGACUGUUGUACAAGGGUCUCAAAAGCAAAGAGAUGGAGAAGAAGAGGAUCCGCAAGCUUCUUCGAUCCCUUUCCUUCAAGCAGGGCCGCAAAUACGACGAUCCGGCCUCCGCGGCGCAGAUUCCGGGCUUCGUCAACUUCCAUCAACUCAACCUUACCGAAGUACUUCGGCCACUAGAAGAAUUCAAGACUUUCAACGAGUUCUUCUACCGCGAGCUCAAGCCAGAUGCAAGGCCUUGCUGCGCCCCGGACAACCCGCAUAUCAUUGUCUCCCCAUCCGACUGUAGGAGCGUGGUGUUCAACCGCAUGGAAGAAGCGCAGAAGAUCUGGGUGAAGGGACGAGACUUCAGCAUUGAGAAGCUGCUCGGUCAAGCGUACCCUGACGACGCCAAGCGGUAUAGGAACGGCGCGCUGGGUAUCAUGCGACUCGCGCCGCAGGACUACCACCGUUUCCAUAUACCCGUGGAUGGCACCAUGGGCGAGCCUAAACUAAUCGAAGGUGAAUACUACACGGUCAACCCCAUGGCUAUCCGAUCAGCAUUGGAUGUGUAUGGCGAGAAUGUUCGGGUCUGCGUGCCCAUCGACUCCGAGUGCCAUGGACGGGUGAUGGUGGUCUGCGUUGGCGCGAUGAUGGUUGGCUCUACAGUCAUCACGCGGCAGACGGGCGAUAAGGUUAAACGUGCGGAAGAGCUUGGAUACUUCAAGUUCGGUGGGUCGACGCUACUACUGCUAUUCGAGCCCGGGGUCAUGCGUUUCGACGAUGACUUGGUUGGCAACAGCAAUGGCGCUUUGGAGACGCUGGUACAAGUCGGCAUGUCGAUUGGCCAUUCUCCGCAUGUCGAGCAGCAUAGACCGUAUCCGAAGAAAGACCACCUCACGCUUGAAGAGAAACAGGAGGCCAAGCGUAGAAUAGAGGGUAGCCUGGCCCCUAGCACGGGAGCAGUUCUUGCAUGCUUUGGUAUCGAUAUUCAAGCAAUGCAGACAAGUGAAGACUUUCGGCUAUGCGCCGGCCCCGUGAUGCAUUGUGUAAUUGCCAACUUCCCACUCAUUCCCGAUCCGGCAGGCACGGGCCGCCAUAGCGACGCUGGAGUACCGCUGCACCUCUACUCUGUGGAUAUAACGGCGUAUAAAUUAAGAAGAUGGAUGGCAAUGCCAGCCGAUGAUACUUCGAAUGCCGUCGCUACCGAUGGCGUGAAGGGGGAUGCCACACCUCAAGCAUCCGAAAGCGUGCAGGCGCGCGCAAAGACAAGCAUCAACCGUCUCUUCUCCGUUCCGCCACCGGUGAAGCGCAUCUUCGACAAGUUCCCACUCAUCACAUACGAAACGAAUGCGCUCCCACUGCGAGCGCCGAGGGGAAGAGAAGAGCAUGUGUUGCACGUCUUCACAAGCGAGGAGGGUUCGCAGCAUGGCCGUCCAAGCUACAAUCCCGCAUGCUUAAAAUGGCAGGCAUACCUGAAGUUCACCUCCAUAUCAUUCCGCACAGUGCCCUCCAGCAACCAUGCUUCGCCGUCAGGAGCGCUUCCCUUCCUCAUCCCCAGCAGCUUUACAGACGAAGCAGCGAAAACGCAGAGCACCAUCCCGAGUAACAGACUGAAACGAUGGGUUGCGAACCAGCAACAAGCAGAAAAGCCGGAGGAACCUGCAGAUGUGCGCUACGAAGCAUACGCCUCCCUACUCGAGAUCCGGAUACGGAACGCUUGGCUAUACCAGCUAUACCUAGAGCCCGCGAACACUGGCCUAGUGCAUCGUCUUUACAUCGCGCCAUGCUCAUCCAACCCUCUGGUCCAAAUGACCAUCGCGUACCAACUCCGCCAAGCAGCUGAGGCAGAGAUCCUAAAAGCACGGCCCGCGUCAGCGCCUGCCAAUAUCAUCUUAGAAGACGACGUCUAUCGCGAUGCCGGCGAAGCCUUUGAGGCGCUGUCUUCAUUACUAGCAAACGAUCAAUGCUUCUUCUCGCAAGCCAAGCCCGGCUUAUUCGACGCCAGCGUCUUCGCUUACACGCAAUUACUUCUGGACGACACCCUCAACUGGUCCGAGAACAGACUAGGUCAGAAACUGAAAGCGCUCGAUAACUUGGUCCGACAUCGCAAUCGGGUGUUAGACACAUACUUCUAG
Baudoinia panamericana UAMH 10762 is the source of this 4776-nucleotide messenger RNA. RefSeq lists its product as uncharacterized. The transcript has 6 exons. Gene Ontology annotation, biological process: phospholipid biosynthetic process. Bases 1 to 4776 code for a protein of 1591 amino acids. Lineage: Eukaryota; Fungi; Ascomycota; Dothideomycetes; Mycosphaerellales; Teratosphaeriaceae. Gene Ontology annotation, molecular function: calcium ion binding; phosphatidylserine decarboxylase activity. The record is from RefSeq and is a predicted model, not a curated record.